CGUUAUGGGCAAGGUACAUUGCCAACUUUGGAAAUUGGAUUUUGCUUGCUGUCAGGUGAGAGCAGUAGACCUAUCUUCAGUGUGAAUAUACCUCGUGACCAUGUGGUAUGUCAUAAUAAUAUCAUUGUGUAAACAGUGAUCCAGGUCAUCAGGAAAAUUAACGGUCUAUUUAGGACACCAUGUCACACCAAGUUACCUUUGAGUGAUGAGUUCACAGUCAGGAGACUGGUUGAAGUGACUUGUUUCUUCGUGGUGAAAAUUCUUAAGGUUUUUCAAAAUUAUAGUUCCUGAAAACUGACAGUACUUGCACUGCAUUUUCUGCCACAAUGGGCUUCAUGACAUCAAUCCAUGCCGUAGUCACAAAAGGAUUCAUUUACAUAUUUUGUGUACCUGGUUUUAAAGAAGUCUGAUGUCUUUAAUCAUUUGUAAUAAGGACAUUUUUUGUCAUCACACUGGACAGAAGCCUGCUAGUUGAAGGAUUGAUUUGUAGACCAGAUGGACAAUUGAAAUAAUGUCUUAUUGGAAGAAGACACAGGAAUCCAGUUUUAUCAGAGGCAAUAUAUAUAAUACCUCUAGGCCACAUUUUUAUCAGGCAUCUGGAGAUAUGGGACAGCGCGAGGAGGUAGCACAACAAGCAGGACGUCUCCUUUACCAUGGCUCAGCACCAUGCAAUUAUAACAGACCCAGCUCUUAUUCUAACGGUGGUACUGCACCAAUAUAUGGCUCCACAACAUUAUCAUCAUCAGUGGCCUACGAGACCAAUCCCUGUCCAUGUUGUAAACCUAUGUCCACAAGUCGGAGGGCGUUUUGUAUCAUGGUCACUUUUGAUGUCUUGUUGCUGUUUGUGCUGUGGAUUUUAUAUACUCAGCUGUCUACAUAUGCAGGGACUUUUUCAAAGCGUUUUAUGAAAGAAGUGGAGGGAUAUGAUUUUAAGCAGUCAUUAUUUGACAUUCCUUUGUUAUCGUUUUGGCGUUUUCUAGUCCUCAUCUUUUCAUAUGCUGCACUGAAUAUGAGAAACCCAUGGCUGGUGGCAUUAACAACAUUUGGCACCUGUGUAUUUCUGCUGAUAAAAGUGUUCAUGUUCAAUUUUGAUGAAGAUCUAGCCAGUGGACAGAACACACUAGACUACGUUCUUAUCAUAAUUUCCUUUGUGGUGGCCUGGGUAGAAUGCUGGUUUCUGGACUUCAGGGUUUUACCUGAGGAAAAGCGAGCUGAGAUUGAAGCGAGAGGUGCUGUACUAGAUGAGAGAACGUCUCUCCUGGGUCGUGGCGACCACAGAAGUAUAGGUGGCACUGAAACUAAUGACCAGUACUAUUCUCCAUAUCAUACCCCCCAUGAUUCAGAUGAUGAAGAAGGCAGUAAAAGGUACCAUUCAAUACCACCUUCAUCGGUCAACAGCAGAGCUUCAAGUAGAAAUUCAAACCAGCUUUCGUUAGGAUCACAGGAACAAGAGUACCAGAGAUUAGCUGGAGGCCUUUUUGCCACGGCGAUGCAGUUAUACGAGAAUGAGGAAGGAUGGAAGCUGGAUAAUGGAGAUGAGAAGGACCUUUCCUCGGGUUGUGUCUACAGUAAACAACUUCCCGAAUUGGGAGGAAAAUUUUUCAAGCUCAAAGGUGUAGUUAAUACCACUCCACAGAAAGGUUUUGAAGAAAUAUAUUUUAACACAGAAGAUUCACCUGCGUGGAAUCCAACAGUUUUGGAAAGCAAGAUUCUGCAGGUAAUAGACGAGCACACAGAUGUGUUGUAUAAUAUAGCUGCCGAGGCAGCUGGGGGCAUGGUGUCGGCCAGGGACUUUGUCAACUUACGAUGUUGGAAAGAGGUGAACGGCAUGAUGAUUUCAGUCUCCAAAGGGGUGACCCACCCAGACAUGCCAGAGCAGAAAAAAUACGUAAGAGGUGAAAAUGGUCCAGGGUGCUGGGUGUUCAAAGCAGUCCCUGGGGACCCAAAUAAAAGUGAAUUUGUCUGGAUAGUUAAUACAAAUCUCAAGGGUUGGUUACCUACCUACUUAAUAGACCAGGCCAUGUCAGGGGUCCUUAUGGAUUUCUUUAAGUACUUCAAUCAACGGAUUAACUAUCUGAACACGCUAGAAUCAUAGCAUAUAUAUAUUUUUAUUGGACUGCUUUCACAGUGCUGCAAGGACUAGCUCAUGAAAGUCAAGAAAAUCUUUGAAGAGUUGAUAUAUGUAUAUUUUAUCAAUAUUUCUGUUUCAAAUUUCUAUCUUCAAUCAUGGUCAUUUUUUAAGUAGUUGAACUGUAUAUUUAAAGUGAAAUUGUCAAAGGUGACAGAUGUUGCUCACUCAUAUUAUUUUCUUUUCUUUGCUAUGUUCACUGUGGUAUAACUACAUGAAAGCAGAGCCAACUAAUCCGCUGCUGGUCUCCCUGCCGUCGCACACCCCAUUAAACAGAUUUAAUCAAGGCUCUGAGGUUUAAUUGCUAGACCUCUGCAGGGACAGCGCGUGUGGAGGCAGGGAGAACAUCAGUGGAUUAGUCACCUCUGCUUUCAUGUAGGGAACGCCAUAUUUAAUCCGAAGAUCAUCUACUGUGAAUCCCCUCUAAAUUCAGAUCUUUUUGACACCACACACACUUAUGCCGGAUGUUCAGCCUCAGGCUUUUUUUAUUAAUUUGGUGUAAGUAAAAAAGCAAGACAGACAACUGAAAGCUGGCUUUAUCAUGGUUUUAUUUGGCCAUAACAGUUUGAUGAGGAAUUGAAUAAAACCACUGGUAAAAGGGAAUUCAUUUGUAGUAUCCACUGUUUUGUUAAUCUGCUGGUCGAGAGGGAUAUUGCAAUACUAUUGGACAAUUUUACAAUAGCCAACUAUAAGAGUUGCGGCAUAAUUAUAAUAUGCAGUGUCCUCUGUGAUACCUUGCCUGGUAGCUCUUUUUCUUAAUUAUUAAUUUUUUAAAUAUUUUUUCAAUUGAUUGCAAAGGAAACAGUUCAUUUUAUUUUUUAUAAUCACACUAUGCCAGUUGAGUGCCUUGAAUUGACUUUUUGAAAUUGCAACUUUAAAGUUUCUCUUGUUUCAAAUGUAAUUGAUUUUUAUCUUUCAUGAUGAAGAUAGCUUUUAUGAUGACUAAGUUCACGUUUUAAACAAAGACAAGUCAGUUUGCAAGAGGAAACUUUGCUUGUUGAUCACUAAUUUUCUAUAUUCAUACAGAGUGCAUUUUAAAGAUAUUUUAAUGAGGCAUCUGAAUAUGAAUUGUUUAUCAUUUAGAAUAGUGUGUUGUAAUGUAAUGUAUUUUUAAAUUAUUAAAAUCAUGUUUGUGAUGAUGUGCAUUUGGGAACAAAAAAGAGCAGUUUGUAAAAUAAGUGAUAUUAUGUGAUGAAAAUAACUUGGAAUGGUGUAAAAAAAAAAAACUUAUGGCAAAAAUGUGAUAAAAAUCUUUCUGACACCAAUUUGUUUAUAGAGUUUGGUAUAGCUUUCAUCAAGUGUUCAAUGAUCAAAUCAGUUUACAUAAGAAAUCCACAGUUUGAUAGACUUAUACUCAUUCAUAGUACGGUAUUCUCCAUUUUAUUCAAGAUUUGUAAUGAUCUAUAAUAUAAAGGAGUUUCAAAGAGAGCAUGUAGGCUUCAUUGUGCUCAAGACUUGUUAAUUCUACAUAUCUUUUCAUAUGUAGUAGUUUUCAUUUUCAACAGUUUUAUUGCUAUCAUGUCUCAAUAAAGAUUGAUCUGUAUGAAAGACA
This is a messenger RNA of Lingula anatina, 3680 nucleotides long. Its product is annotated as stAR-related lipid transfer protein 3. Lineage: Eukaryota; Metazoa; Brachiopoda; Lingulata; Lingulida; Lingulidae. Gene Ontology annotation, cellular component: lysosomal membrane; endoplasmic reticulum membrane; late endosome membrane. The record is from RefSeq and is a predicted model, not a curated record. Gene Ontology annotation, molecular function: lipid binding.